Molecule: messenger RNA, 2420 nt
Organism: Dermacentor andersoni
Lineage: Eukaryota; Metazoa; Arthropoda; Arachnida; Ixodida; Ixodidae
Cellular component (GO): cytoplasm
Molecular function (GO): glycosyltransferase activity
Source: RefSeq, a predicted model, not a curated record
CUCAAAAAUAGUUUUCUGCAUGACCUCUUUCUCACCAGCGAUUGCCGUUUCAGGACCACCACAACGCCAAAUACGACGGCGUCUUCAUCAACUGCCCUUACUACGGGUCGAACGACUCCGAGACGCCACGGACUGUGCGCGUGACCGUUACCGGAGCCGAGGUUGGCACGUCUGCGAGGAUCCCGGUCCACUACAGGGAACGCUUUCCCGGCGCAGAAGAACUGGACUCACUCGCGCUCUGCGUCCGACCUUUCUACGGCGGAGUGCCUAAGGUACACGACCUGAUGCACUUCCUGGCCUACUACUCGCACCACGGCGUCCAGAGGUUCACCUUCUACGCCGACACUUCCAGCCAAGAGGUGAACAAGUACCUGUGGACGCUCCGAGACCGCUUGAAAAUCGACUUCUUCGCCUGGUCUCUACCCGCUGCCAAGAAGUCUUGGGCCCUGGCUCAGAACGUCUUCACGCAGGAUUGCCUGUACCGGCACAUGAAUGCUUCGCGGCGGGUCCUGAUCGUCGACCUCGACGAGUUCGUGUUUCCGCUUCCCGUGCGCGGCAGGCCCCGAACCAUAGCCGAACUUGUGGCUACGUUUCCGGCGCACAAGACGUGUCUCGUGGUGCGCAAUGUGUUCUGGAUUCGGGCGACCUCCAGGAUAGAUCGGCCUUUCAUCUUCGCGAGCCUGAACCGCAGUCGCCGCGUAUGGCCAAUGGGCAUCAGGAGCAAGUACUUCGCAGAUCCCCUGGGCGUUCUGGAAGGAGGGAUACACUUCUGCAGGCGCUUCGUGGUCGUCGGUGGCCGAUCCAUCGACAAGCAGGAUUGGGUGCGCCAGGCGCUCCUGUACCAUUACCGCAUCGGAUACCGCAGCGUGUCGAAAGAAAUAUUCGCUAGGGAUACGAGCAUGCUGGUUUGGAAGGAGCCAGUGAUGGCUUCGCCGUUGAUAGCGAAGUCCGACUUCUGGAGAAGCGCUGCGUACAAGAUUCACGACGGCCUGUGGAACAGUUUCGACGUGGUGCUGAGACUAGUUCAGCGAAACUAUAAGGGUGUCUUAUGACUUUAUCGCGAUAUGUCUAAGGCCAUUCGAGCAAUGCCCUCGGUGCCAAGUCAGACUGACCGUGGUGGUCAUGGUUCCUAUACUGAAAGCUGUGAACGCUCAGCAGCCUCUCUAUCACCGUGGUGCCUGCAUCCAUUCCAAGCCUUUCUCGUCAUUUCUGGCAUCAAAUGGAAAGUUGAGAUGUCAACUUUCGCCCUCAGAUAAACUGUACUUUCAUUCCUGAAUGAGAAGCGCAGAGAAUGCAUCCACGUUUGCACUGACGCUUCUGUCUCCUCCAAAAGUUCAGCUGGUGUAAUAGUAAUUCCUGCGAAGUUUAUCAUAAUCCAAUUCCGGACGUCUCACAUUACACGGCGGCAGAACUCGCAGCUAUCCGUGCUGCUCUGUAGUUUAUUGGCCACGUAUAAUCACAGUCAUCAUUUUUGCGACCCGAAGACAGCUCUACGGUGUCUGAUGUCCCCUUUCAAUUAGGGACCUAACGUGCAAUUAGUCGCAGACAUCCGUCUACUUCACCAUCACGUAAUCGACAAGGGGAAUAACAUCAUCUACCAGUCGAUACCGGGUCACUCUGGAAUUUCCGGAAAUCACAGUGCGGAUGACGCCACCCGAUGGGCCGACGAUGGUACCCAUUUUAUAUCAAUACCACUGUCCGAGAACGGAUUUAGCCACAAGGCUUUGCUCCCUCGCACACGGGCUUACGCAAACUCUGUGGAACACUAGUGAAUUCACCAACGCACGUCUCCACAAAUUUGACCCACGUCUGCAACUCCGUCUUCCACCAGGGCUAUCACGAACGGAAGCAAAACUUCUGUGCCGCCUGUGACUUGGACUGGCAUUCACGUUCCUCCCGCAAUGGAAUGGCCGACAGCCCUGCUUGGGACAACUGUGGCGGCGAGGAGACGAUCAAGCACCUCCUCUGUGACGGUUCCCGUUAUAAUGUGGCAAGAAAAAAGCUCGAGACCGCGAUAGAAAAACUGGACGAUCGUCCCUUGAAAGAGGAAGUUCUAGGUCACUGGUCCGGACGGGUUUUCGCACUCAAGGCCUUAAGCGCUCUGCUCAAGUUCUUAAGGGCUUGUGAACUGUGCGACCGACUUUGAAAGCUGCAGCCCGUAGCAUCGCGUUAUUGGGUGAACUAUUUCUCAGUUUAGUUUUUCUUUUUUUCUUUCACCUUUUAUAGCCUCUCCCUUUCCCCAGCACAGGGUAGCCAGCCGGUACUUACACUGGCUAACCUCCCUGUCUCUCCUCGUCCUUUUAUUCUCUCUCUCUCUCUCUCUCUUUCAGCACCCGUGAGUUGCAAGUCUCGGACUUGAAGAGCACGUGAUAGAAUGGUCUGUAUAGAAAUUUGAUGUGUUCAAUAAAUUCGGAAAUUGA